AUGUCAGCCAACAAGGAAAAUAACCUUGUUCAGGCUUAUAUUGAAUUAAAUAAAUUCUGCCAAAGUGGUGAUUAUGAUAGAGCGUUAAAAGCAACAGGCAAAGUCCUUCAAAUAGCUCCAAAUGAGCAGAAGGCAUUCCACUGCAAGAUUGUGUGCCUUAUACAACUGCACAACUUCAAGGAGGCACUAGCAGUACUCUGCAACCCCAAGAAUGCUGCAUUGGCUGCAGACCUGCAUUUCGAGAAGGCAUAUGCCCAGUACCGUCUCAAUUGCCCCAAGGAGGCCUUGCAAACUGUUGAAAAUGCUCCCGAGCUGACUCCUGCUUUAAAGGAGUUGAGGGCUCAAAUCUUGUACCGUCUGGAGCAGUACCAGGACUGCUAUAACUUGUACCGGGACAUUGUGAAGAACACCACUGAUGAGUAUGAAGAUGAGAGGAAGGCCAACAUGUCUGCAGUUGUGGCUAACUUGGCUGCACUCAACCCAUCAGCAGACUUGCCCCAAUUCGAGGAGCACACGUACGAGUUGUCGUACAACGCGGGCAGCACGCUAGCGAUGCGCGGCAAGUACAACGAGGCGCUCCCGGUACUCAAGCGAGCCGAGCACUCCUGCUCAGAGAGCGUACUCGAGGACGGAGGCACUGAGGAGGAAGCUAAAGAAGAAGCUGCUAUCAUCAGGGUCCAACAAGCUUACUGUCUGCAACAGAUGGGUAAGGAAAAGGAAGCUAUGACCAUCUACCAGAAUGUGUUGAAGGACAAGCCGAGUGACCAGGCACUAGUUGCUAUUGCCAGCAACAAUAUUGUUGUUAUUAAUAGGGAUGGCAACGUUUUCGACUCCCGCAAACGUAUGAAGGCGGCGACAGCUGACGGACUCGAGCACAAACUGAACUCGAGACAACGAGCCGCCAUCACGUAUAACCAAGCCAUACUCGCCAUUUACUCUAACCAGCCUGAUUUCUGCAAGCAAUGCUGUGUGAAAUUGGUUCGUGAGUUCGGCGGGGACCGUCGCGCGGCGCUAGUGGAGGCCUCGUCGCUAACGAAGGAGGGCAAGAGGCAACAAGCCGUCACUCUGCUCCUCAAACAUGGCGGAGAUCUUACCUUGGCAGCCGCACAGGUUUUACUGUCUCAGGGUGAUCGUAAAGGCGCAGUGAAGUUAUUAGAAGAGAGUGAGUUCAAGUACCGGCCGGGUGUGAUCGGAGUCCUAUGUACCUUGCUAUCUGCUGACAAUGAAUACGAGAAGGCCUCGCAAAUGUUCUCCGAUGUCUAUGAACAUUAUAAGAAUGAUGACGAGCGCGUGUCCGCGCUGGUGUGCGUGUGGCGCGCGGCGGCGGCGGCGCACGGGCGGGCCGCGCGGCCGGCCGCCGCCGCCGCCGCGCACGAGGCCGUCGCCCGCGCCGCGCCGCGCGACACGCGCAGUCUGGCGCGCCUCGUCAAGGCACUCGCGCAGCACGACCCCGACCGGGCCAAGCAACUCGCGCAGUCGCUGCCACCGCUGCAUGAGCUCGAGACUAAGAUAGACAUAGACGCUUUGGAAUCGUCAAAAUGGAUGAUGGGAGCGAAAGUUGUGAAGAAAACUGUGCAAAGCAAACAGGAACAAUCACCUGGAACACCUGGUUCGGAACUUGGAAAGAAGAAACUGAAACGCAAACGCAAGACCAAGCUCCCACCCAACGCGGACCUGUCCAGACCUCCGGACCCAGAAAGAUGGCUACCGAAGUACGAGCGGACCGCGUACCGGAAACGUCGCGGCGUACGGCGUGACGUCAUCAAGGGCAGUCAGGGAAUGUCUACUACUGCAACUGACCAAUAUGACAUGAGCAAACAGCAGACCACGCCGACAGCCGCGGCGUCGACCGCGAAGAGUCCUCGCGUCGACAAACAAGCGGAGAGCGCCUGGUCGCGCAAACAACAACAAAAGAAAAAGGGCAAGGGUCGCAAAUGGUAG
Spodoptera littoralis (African cotton leafworm) is the source of this 1941-nucleotide messenger RNA. Lineage: Eukaryota; Metazoa; Arthropoda; Insecta; Lepidoptera; Noctuidae. The record is from the annotation of a GenBank genome assembly.